This is a messenger RNA of Sinocyclocheilus rhinocerous, 2492 nucleotides long. Its product is annotated as zinc finger protein GLIS1-like. Gene Ontology annotation, molecular function: RNA polymerase II cis-regulatory region sequence-specific DNA binding; DNA-binding transcription factor activity, RNA polymerase II-specific. Gene Ontology annotation, biological process: regulation of transcription by RNA polymerase II. Gene Ontology annotation, cellular component: nucleus. The transcript has 9 exons. The record is from RefSeq and is a predicted model, not a curated record. Bases 223 to 2112 code for a protein of 629 amino acids. NCBI's taxonomy places the organism in Eukaryota, Metazoa, Chordata, Actinopteri, Cypriniformes, Cyprinidae.
CCUAUAACUUUUCCCUUUGUAGUAAUCAGUGAUGGGUGAAAGGACUGAACAGAGCUUUGCAUUCUUUGCAUUCAAAAACAAAACACCAGCUUGUCAGUCAACCUGCAUUCAGCAUCAACAUGCACCUCCAGCUCCUCUUGAGGUACCUUGUGAAUCAUCACAGGUGUGUCACUACUUGAAAAACAUUUGCGACCCCUGAAUAAUUUCUACAGUGUCCAUUUGAUGAUCCACAUUCAGAGGGAAAGUAACUGGAAGAACGUCAUGAGGCCUGCUGGUCUCAGUCCAGCGGUUGCACAGCUGGACCAGUGUGGCCUUGUUAACAAUGAUGAAAAGUACCUGUCCUCUUUAAACCAAGCGGUUCACAUGGAAGGUCUGAAGAUGUGUAGCUUGUAUGAGUCGCCUGUGUCGAUAACAACAGAUGAGCUCGACUUGGUCUGUUCCACAGAAAGAGUCAUCAGCGGCGUAAAGAGUGACACAUCCUGCACUCUCUCGGUUGUACAUAACGACACAUUGUCCCCUUCCUUAUUCUGCUCUUCCCUGUCCACAUCAUCUUUCAGUGCCUUCUCUCCAUCCUUCUCUUCCCCUUCCUCUAGCCACUCAUCUGGCUCGAUAUCAGACCUAUGUUUGACUUCUCCAUCUCUUUCAACUCUCUGCGGUCCACCUGAGACCCAGGAUCUUCUCUACAAUUGCACACCAGAGCCGCAGGAGAAACCUCCAGAAGGAUGUUUGUAUCCCAAGUCUCCAAAGCAAGAACCUGUUGCUGAAUUUCAUCUUUGUUACAAGAAGCUUCUACACAAGGAAGAACUCCUUCAGUAUCUCUGCACUGACUCAGACGCCACCAAGGAUCAAACCCAGCACCUUAACUUUCACAAUACUCAGACAGAAGUAUCAGAAAAGCUUCCUACACUGCAGCAGUUGAAGAAUGAUUUGGGACUUAGUGGACUUAGUGGGCUUCCUGGAGCUGAGCGAAUGAAUGAACACCUGAGUGAAGAACAGCCAUGCAAAUGGAUGGAUUGUAGGGCUACCUAUGGGUUGAAAGAAGAACUGGUGAGACAUAUAGAGAAGGUUCAUAUAGAUCAGCGAAAAGGCGAGGAAUUUACCUGCUUCUGGGCAGGAUGUGUCCGUCGGCACAAGCCCUUCAAUGCUCGAUACAAACUGCUCAUUCAUAUGAGAGUCCAUUCUGGUGAAAAGCCCAACAAAUGCAUGUUUGAAGGCUGCAAUAAGGCAUUUUCCCGUCUGGAAAACCUGAAGAUCCACCUACGCAGCCACACUGGAGAGAAGCCCUACAUUUGCCAGCAGCCCGGCUGUCUCAAGGCCUUCAGCAACUCCAGUGAUCGAGCCAAACACCAGCGCACACACCUGGACACGAAACCGUAUGCAUGUCAGCUGCCAGGGUGCACCAAACGUUACACCGACCCCAGCUCAUUGCGCAAACACAUCAAGGUCCACUCCAGUAAAGCCCUGCAGGCACAGGACAAGGUCCAGCUACACAAUAAGGUGGAGCAGGAAGUUGUGGAUGUGUGCCUUGACUUGCAGCAUCUCCAUGGCUCCGCUCCUUCAAUACAGAGUCCAGACCAUAGGCGUCCUGCCUCACUCAGUGAGAUUCAUCAGGAGGGUUUUACUGUAUACCCUGAGGAAGAUGAAUCCUGUAGCAGAGCCUUAUCUCUGGAGCAUCCCAGCAGACACUGCAGCAUGGAGCACAGCAGCAUCAGCCUCCACAACCAUCUGCACAACAACAAGCUCAAUCAGCCAAGACUUUCUCCACUGGUUUGUGGAAUCAGCCUGGUCAGUGGUAACAAUGAGGUCCAGUCUGUUUCUGACAAACACAGCUCCUUCCCAAACCCACAUCAAAAACUCAACCAGAUGUUUCAUGAAGUACCAAUAAAUCACCACGUUUUUCAGGCCACUUUUAAUCGAGUUGAGCAGAUUUCCAGCAAUGGAAGAGAUGAUCUGCAUAAUUUUGACCAAAAUGGAUUUCCUUUUACGUGUAUGAACUCCUCUGGCUGCAGCCUAAACCAGGACAUACAGUCGGGAAGUGGGAAUCGUCCCCCUCCCUGUCCUGUUCCAGCUGGGAUCUAUGAGUGCUGCCUCAGUCAGAUCUGCUCUCUGUAGACUUGAGACACACCUUUGGUCCACUGCACCUGAGAGCAGCAGCGCAGGAGCGACAUGAAAGCAUGGGCCUUUGAGGAAGUGCAGCUCUGAAUGAAGACUCUUUAAAGAGAACUGUUUGAGGCAAGGUCCUCUGAGAGAUUCCUCCAGCAGUGAGUCAAAGAUCAGAGAAACUCCUCAGAUUGGGCACUGACGAUGACGAUGAUGAUGAUGAUGAUGCAGCCUUUUGAUUUGAUGUUAAAUAGACACUGUAAUUUUCUCUUUGAGUGUGCACAGAGAAUGUUGAGGAGAGAUGCUGUUUACAUUGAGUUCGUAAAAUGUCUUUAUGUUUUGUUGUAUGUUUAAGCAUUAUAUUCUAUCUCAUAUUUGUGAUGUCAGUAUCA